AUGCCACGGACAUGUCCCCCGGUUAACGGAGUGGAUGAGGCGGGCUCUAUAGCCUCAGUCUGGACUGGCCGUGCUGGCUGGAGCCAUCAGCCGAGCAGGGACUAAAAGGGGGGGUUUAUAUGCUAUGCUGUGGAGCCCAUCCCCACUGUGCCCGCGACAUGCUACAUCCCCUAUGCGUUUACCAGCCCACACACUCUCCGGAAAACACAGCCGUCUUUAUAACAGAGAGAGACAGUGAGAGAUGACAGCGAGGAGAGACGCUUCCCAGCCGCUGAGCAGCUCUUGCCUCCGGGAGAGGAAGGGAGCGGCGGAACGGCCGAAGGCUAACCCCGAUUGGGUUUAUCUCUCCCCUCGACAGGAGCCGGAGAAAGGCCCGGUGUCCGCGGCGGGGAUCCAUGCCCAUGUGGUGGGGACUGUCGCUGGCUCCGGUGCUGCGGACGAGUCCUCUGACAGCGAAGCAGAGCAGGAAGGCCCCCAGAAACUCACCCGGAAAGUGUCCACUUCAGGACAGAUCAGGAGCAAGACGAGUAUAAAGGAGGGAUUGUUGCUGAAACAGACCAGCUCGUUCCAAAGAUGGAAAAAGCGUUACUUCAAACUGAGAGGCCGAACCCUCUACUACGCCAAAGAUGCCAAGUCUGGCAGUGCCCUGGCACGCUGGCAGGAGCGGGCUCUGCGCAGAGUGUCCAGGAGUCGCGUGUGCUGGCGAGUUCUGUCCGUGUGCUGGACUGGCGCACGGCACCCCCCCCCACCUCUGGGUGCCAGCGGAUCUGAGGAAGGCCUAGUGAGAAUUCGGUCCCUUAUCUUUGACGAGGUCGACCUAUCGGAUGCCAGCGUUGCAGAGUCCAGCACAAAGAAUGUCAACAACAGCUUCACAGUGAUCACUCCGUUCCGUAGGCUCAUCCUCUGUGCCGAGAACCGGAAAGAGAUGGAGGACUGGAUCAGUUCGCUGAAGUCCGUCCAGUCCAGAGAGCAUUACGAGACUGCACAGUUUAAUGUGGAACAUUUCUCAGGGAUGCACAACUGGUACGCCUGCUCCCACGCACGGCCCACCUUUUGCAACGUCUGCAAAGACAGCUUGUCUGGGGUCACGUCUCACGGCCUCUCCUGCGAAGUGUGCAAAUUCAAAGCCCACAAACGCUGUGCUGUCAGAGCCACUAACAACUGUAAAUGGACAACUCUGGCUUCCAUAGGGAAGGAUAUUAUCGAGGAUGAGGAUGGGAUUGCUAUGCCUCACCAGUGGUUGGAAGGCAACCUGCCUGUCAGUGCCAAGUGUGCCGUGUGUGAUAAGACAUGUGGCAGCGUACUGAGACUGCAGGACUGGCGCUGCCUCUGGUGCAAAGCCAUGGUGCACACAGCCUGUAUGGACCUGUACCCUCGCAAGUGUCCUCUUGGUCAGUGCAAAGUCUCCAUCAUUCCCCCUACAGCGCUCAACAGCAUCGACUCUGAUGGCUUCUGGAAGGCCACCUGUCCCCCCUCAUGUGCCAGCCCCCUCCUGGUCUUCGUCAACUCCAAAAGUGGUGACAACCAGGGAGUGAAAUUCCUGCGACGCUUCAAGCAACUCCUCAACCCGGCUCAAGUCUUUGACCUGGUCAACGGUGGGCCGCACCUUGGUCUGCGCCUGUUUCAGAAGUUUGACAACUUCCGGAUCCUGGUGUGUGGAGGCGAUGGGAGUGUAGGCUGGGUCCUCUCAGAGAUUGACAAACUCAAUCUUCACAAACAGUGCCAGCUGGGGGUGUUGCCCUUGGGCACGGGCAAUGAUCUGGCACGGGUGCUGGGCUGGGGCCCUUCGUGCGACGAUGACACCCAGCUGCCCCAGAUCCUGGAGAAGUUAGAGAGGGCCAGCACCAAGAUGCUGGACCGCUGGAGCAUCAUGACCUACGAGAUUAAGAUCCCACCAAAACACAGCUGCCCCACCACGCCUGAGGGAACCGACGACUGCCAGUUUCACAUUUCAACCUAUGAAGACUCAGUAGCUGCUCACCUCACAAAGAUCCUCAAUUCAGAGCAGAACUCUGUGGUCAUCUCCUCUGCCAAGAUCCUGUGUGAAACAGUGAAGGAUUUUGUUGCCAAAGUGGGGAAAGCCUACGAAAAAAGUACAGAGAACAAUGAGGAGUGCGACACUAUGUCUCUCAAAUGUGCCAUCCUGAAUGAGAAACUAGACUCCCUCCUGCAGACCCUCAACACAGAGUGCCAGGCUCUACCUUCACUCCCCCACUCCACUCCUCCCAUCGUGGAGGAGGAGCAGGAAGAGGAGGAGGAGGAGGAGGAAGAGGAGGAGGCCAGCGAGGAGAGCCUGACGGAGCUGAAGGAGAAGCUGGAGGAGGAGGAGACGGAGAAAGGAGGACGAGGCGCCCCACACCAGCUGUUCAAAAGCCGGGAGCAGAUGAUGCUCAGGGCCAACAGUCUGAAGAAAGCCGUGCGACAGAUCAUAGAACAGGCCGAGAAAGUGGUGGAUGAGCAGAACUCGCACACAGAGGACACGGAGCUGCCGUCCCCCCUGGAGUUCAGGAAGGACAGCGAGGAGGAGAACCGAGACAGUGAGAAGGAUGAGGACACCAAGGAACAAGAAGCAGUCACAUCUGUUAAGAGUCCCUGUUCUCCGACGGAGAGGAGGGUGAGCCGCAGCACCCAGUCCUAUGGCUCCUUCACCAUCACCCCCUUCACCACCAGCAAGGAGAACCUCCCUGUACUCAACACACGCAUCAUCUGCCCUGGCUUGCGGGCAGGUCUGGCUGCCUCCAUCGCUGGCAGCUCCAUCAUUAGCAAGAUGCUGCUGGCUAACAUCGACCCCUUUGGUGCCACACCCUUCAUCGACCCUGACCUCGACUCACUAGAGGGCUACAUGGAGAAGUGUGUGAUGAACAACUACUUUGGCAUCGGCCUGGAUGCCAAGAUCUCCCUGGAGUUCAACAACAAGCGAGAGGAGCAUCCAGAGAAAUGCAGGAGUCGUACCAAGAACAUGAUGUGGUACGGUGUUUUGGGCACAAAGGAGCUUCUGCAGAGAACCUACAAGAACCUGGAGCAGAAGGUCCAGCUAGAGUGUGACGGCCAGUACAUCCCCCUGCCCAGCCUUCAGGGGAUCGCAGUGUUAAACAUUCCCAGCUACGCAGGCGGGACCAACUUCUGGGGCGGCACCAAGGAGGAUGAUAUCUUCUGUGCCCCAUCGUUUGAUGAUAAGAUCCUAGAAGUCGUGGCUGUGUUUGGGAGCAUGCAGAUGGCUGUGUCCAGAGUCAUCAAACUGCAACACCACCGCAUAGCACAGUGUCGAACAGUGAAGAUUACGAUCCUGGGUGAUGAGGGGGUUCCCAUUCAGGUGGACGGUGAGGCCUGGAUCCAACCUCCUGGAGUCAUCAAGAUCCAGCACAAGAACAGGGCUCAGAUGCUCACCAGAGACCGGGCGUUUGAGAACACGUUGAAGUCAUGGGAGGACAAGUUGAAGUAUGAUAAGCCUCCUUUGCGGCCUCACCUCUACCCACAGCAGUCUGUGGAUCUGGCUACGGAAGAGGAGGCCGCCCUGGUGCAGAUGUGCGCCCGAGCCGCUGAGGAGCUCAUUACAAGGAUAUGUGAGGCUGCGAAGACCAAUGGGCUUUUAGAGCAAGAGCUGGCUCAUGCUGUUAACGCCUCGUCUCACGCCAUCAACAAAACACACCCCAAGUUCCCAGAGAGUCUGACCAGAAACACAGCUAUAGAGGUGGCCAGCACUGUCAAGGCUCUGUACAACGAGACCGAGUCUCUGCUGUUGGGCCGAGUCUCUCUGCAACUGGACCAGCCAGAGGAGGACCAGCUGUCCAGUGCUCUGCAGAGUCUGGAGUUGGAACUGGGCAAACUGGGAGAGGUCCCCUGGCUCUACCAUAUACUGCAGCCCAAUGAUGAGGAGGUUGACUGUGCUUGUGUACCAGGACCACUCUCUGGGUUACGGCAAGAGGAACAGUCGCAGCAGCAUGUUUCGCAUAGUGCCCAAGUUCAAGAAGGAGAAGGCCGCCAAGAAGACGAGUCCUCAGUCAGUGGAGAGAUGGGGCACAGAGGAGGUGGGCGUCUGGCUGGAACAGCUGAGUCUGGGGGAGUACAGAGACACCUUCAUCCGACACGACAUCCGAGGCUCGGAGCUUCUGCACUUGGAGAGGAGGGACCUGAAGGAUCUGGGGAUAUCGAAAGUGGGUCAUAUGAAGAGAAUUCUCCAGGGAACUAAGGACCUGGCAAAGGUGUCCAUGGUUGACCUCUAACCCGGAAGCAGACGCUACCGGAGAGGGGGAAACAAACAUUUCCCCUUUACAGUCAGUGGAAGAGUUUGGGAGCACCGUAGGCACUGAAGGAGAAGAAGAUGGGUAUUCUAGGAGAGCUGGAUUUGUAUCCCUCUGCUGAGAAAGCCUUUGUGAAGUUGUUAACAAGAUACAUAAGUGUGUUCGUUUGUGCUUUGGUGCCAAAAUAGCAGUCGAAUGAAAGCGGAUGGAAAUGCAAAAGGAAGUCAUGGAUCUUCACAACAACAACAACAACAACAACAAAAGCCAUUUCUAAGUUAAUUACCAUUCAUAGCACACAAUCAGGUAUGCAACUAACCAUACAGUUGACGGUUGACUUAACAACAAACUAGUAGCAAAAACCAGGACUUCCAUGAGACGAGGGUGGGACUUAGCUUCAGUUCAGUUGGGUGCGAGUGUGAAAACGUGACACGUUUGCUGGAUCACAGAACCGCAGCUGCGUCAAAGCAACCGUCAGGUUGCCGUAGCGCUGCCGUUUCGGUGGAGACGGAGACGAUAAAGUGGUGACAUCACAGUCUCUCGGUGGUAAUCGUAAAAAGGUGUGGUGUCUGGAAACAGUGGGAUGCCGUCGCAUGCUAUGCUCGCUCAACUUUCGAUAUGUUUAAUUGCAUGAUUAGUGUCUUGAUUUCUUCGCGUGCAAAAAUAACACUUGAACAAGUUUUACAUGUAGUAUUACGAUGCCAUUUGUUACUACUGAAAGCAUCCCUUUUUUUUUGGGUUCUAAAUCCAACUAUGGUUUUUCUAGCUUUCAUUUUUUUUAUUUUAUUUUUUGCAUGAUAAUGACGUGUGUCAAAAGAUCCGUGCCAUAUAUUUCAGUCAUUUAGUGGAAAAUGUGCUUUAUUGAUAGGAGUCAUAAGAAGUUUUUUUUUUUUUUUUUAAAGAAGCUGUUGUUGAGUUAUGAAUAUAUGGAAUUAAUACCUGUAAGUGGACACGUUCUCUGUGGAUGUGAAAUCAGUACCAAAGUGAAUGUCCGAGAAAACAUGAUCAUCUGAUGACUGUUCAGUUCGCGCCUCUUAAUUUAAUAGCCAAGUAGGUUCUUAGAUCUUAAUGGGAAAGAGAUUAGGAAGAAAGUAAACGCGUUGGCCUGAAGCCAACCACAUAAACUGUAGGCUUUUUUUUUUUUUUUUUUUUUUAAGGAACACUUAAAAGGCACUUUUUACUUCUUGCUUCAUGCAAGUGCAAAUACUCAUAUCAUGACAUAGAAUUAACGGUUCACCUCAACUUUUUAACUUUUGGCAAUUUAACACAGUAUUUAACACUAAUGGGAAUAGCAGUUAGAUAUAUCGGGUUUGAAUAUAUAAUAGAGCAGUUGAUCUGCAGCCUGCAUAGCGUUGUCCAAGUGCAGCUUUUAUUUCUUCAAAUAACAAGUUGAUAGAACACUACUUUUACUUAGUUUCUUUUAAGACUGGUGGCAUUACAGGGUAUAUUUCUAUAUGUGAUGCUAAGUUUGUGUAUAUAUAUAUAUAUAUAUAUAUAUAUAUAUGUAUGUAUAUAUAUGCACUGUAUAUAUAGUAUACCAGUGUAUGCAAACAAUGUUUGUAGGUGUUGUAGUCUAAUGCAUUUGUAGAUUGCUGACAUGGCAUGCAGUGUCAACAGCUUACACAUUUGAUUGUGUAUAUUACACCAUAACAAUUGUGUAUUGUUGAUUUUGUUCUAAUCUCUUGUACAUGACAAUGCUGUUGUAUUCUAAUGAUGGUGCAAUAUUUGAUCUCUUGUUUUGAUACUGUCUCUGCAGCUUUCCGACAUGAUGUUUCUCCUUGGGGAGGGGGGGAGGGGGGGGACCUUGAAAGAGUUUUUUGUACUUGUACUCCUCCUUCGACGGUUUGGGGAUUCGAUUUCAAAAAAAAAAAGAAAAAAAGUGAGGCCCGUAGACAGACUGCGUUUUCUUAUGGACUUCAAAUUUCUUCCAGCGGUUCACCAGUUUGUAGUUUUGCUCCUCCGUGCUUCCAAGAUGACACACCGACGUAGGAUUGUGUCAAUGAAUGAGUAGAAUGGGCAGACGUGACUGUGGUGUUAACCUGUAAUGUGUAUCACAAUGUAUUUGUGUGCGUUUGGGUGUGUCUACUACAACAGUGGCAUACUGUACCUUAUCAGCAAUUGUAUACUUACCAUUGCUAACUGCUUUUAUCAUAUCUGAUAGUUUCCCCCCUUUUGGAGAAUAAUUUGUCGCUUGUAGGUUGGUUUUAAUUCUGUCUUUUCCACCUUUAAGAGUAAUAUGCCUUCUGUUAAGAAUUAGUUUAAAACCCUACUUUUUAUUUUAUGAAUAUUGAUUGCUAAAUAUUAAGAUGCGCACAAGUUUUCAUCUUUCAUCAAAGUAUACUAAAUAAUAAUAGAACGUGAGUGAAUCAGGGGCUGGAUCUACAGUGUAUUGUCUCUAAUAGCCCACCAG
Molecule: messenger RNA, 6648 nt
Organism: Perca fluviatilis (European perch)
Lineage: Eukaryota; Metazoa; Chordata; Actinopteri; Perciformes; Percidae
Gene: dgkh
Product: diacylglycerol kinase, eta
Exons: 30
Coding region: 242-4189 (1315 amino acids)
Biological process (GO): diacylglycerol metabolic process; intracellular signal transduction; lipid phosphorylation
Molecular function (GO): protein binding; ATP-dependent diacylglycerol kinase activity
Source: RefSeq, a predicted model, not a curated record